Messenger RNA from Drosophila elegans, 372 nucleotides. Its product is annotated as phenoloxidase-activating factor 3-like. NCBI's taxonomy places the organism in Eukaryota, Metazoa, Arthropoda, Insecta, Diptera, Drosophilidae. The transcript is spliced from 2 exons. Gene Ontology annotation, biological process: proteolysis. Gene Ontology annotation, molecular function: serine-type endopeptidase activity. The record is from RefSeq and is a predicted model, not a curated record. Bases 1 to 372 code for a protein of 123 amino acids.
AUGGCGUUGCUCAAGUACGACAAUUAUCCAAAUGGAAAGGUAAAGGUUCUGUGCGGCGGCAUCCUCAUCAGUAAAUGGCACAUCCUCACUGCCGCCCUCUGCAUCGAAAAUCGUGCUGAUGUGGGGAAAAACAAUACACUGAAUGACAACCACAUUUGCGCCGAGGGAUCUGACAUCAAGCACAGCUGCAAGGGCGACUCCGGCGGACCGAUAUUCUAUGUGCACAAAUUCACGGGUCCGGAUACCUAUCGCUAUGUCCAGUACGGUGUGACCUCCACAGGAGGAGAUCUGUGCGGCAAAACCAAGAAGCAGAUGGAAAUCUUCACUAGCGUCAUCUCCAUGUUGCCCUGGAUCACGCAAAACGUCCUGUAG